Messenger RNA from Brettanomyces bruxellensis, 1896 nucleotides. RefSeq lists its product as uncharacterized. The record is from RefSeq and is a predicted model, not a curated record. Bases 1 to 1896 code for a protein of 631 amino acids. Gene Ontology annotation, biological process: vesicle-mediated transport. The transcript has a single exon. NCBI's taxonomy places the organism in Eukaryota, Fungi, Ascomycota, Pichiomycetes, Pichiales, Pichiaceae. Gene Ontology annotation, cellular component: intracellular membrane-bounded organelle; Mon1-Ccz1 complex.
AUGGAAUUUCCAAGAGGUAUUCUUCGCAACAUUGUCCCCGGCACUAAUGGGCAAUGGACGGGGUCGACACAAAAACAGACAGAACAGAAACCUAGCAUUGGGCAUUUUUACAUUUUUUGUACGGAAAAUAAAACAACUGCAGAAGCUAAGGAAGCUUCAUUGAUCUCGCAGAAUGUCGUAGCGAGUGUGGAGUUCAAUUCUACGGAUCCGGACGAAAACGGUCGCAGUCGACUGUUGGGCAUGGUCCAGGCUCUUUCAGAGAUGACCACCAAGUUUGGCGGGUCAGAUGCAUCUCAGGGGGGUGAAAAUGUACCUGAUAGCGAGCAGAAUACAAUGCAAUUGUCUCACAUUGAUACAGAUGGGCUGAGGGAGCUUGUUGGUAGGCUUGAAGACAAAUAUUACUUUGUGUGUGGUAUAAAAUUCGCAUCUUACGGAGGAAAAACCUACAAGAAACACGGGAUAGCGUCACCAGAGUUUUUGAUAAGCGAGAUACAGAAGGGUGGCGUGCUGUGGAGGCUCAACUACGGGUCAAUUGGCACAUUUCUGAGUGGUGAUUUCAGUAAAAAGUCGCCGGAAUUUGCCAAACGAGUCCAGUUUCUGUCAUCCUGGUGGCAGGAGUGGCUUAACAACCGCUUUGAGUUUCCCUCGAGCUUUGAUUUCAACGGUGAAGGUGUGUACAGCAUGCUCAAUGGCGUAAAACUGUCCUCGAGGGCCGUUUCUGGCAAAUUAGCCGCCAGAUUGGCUCAAGAGAUCAAAUCUGGUUUUACAGACCAAGAUGGAAUGCAGGAUGUGCUUAUAUUGAACAGAGAUCGCUUGUCAGCUAACGAGUAUGGCGCUCUGUACGUGAAUGAGGACUCGCCGUUCGAGCGGGUGUCGAUUAUUGGGCUUUUGGACUAUUUGCAAAGGCAAGACUUUGACUUUGGGCUUUCCAGGUUUGCCUUGAAAUCCAAAAACCUCCUGUCUUUGCAGAGCUAUAGGGCUGGCUUGGAGGCUAUAAAUGGAACCGGUAACAGCCCGAGUGUGAUGCAAGCAUCAGAAAUGGGUGUUGUAAAAGAUGAAAACCAGUCGUACGUAGAGUCUUUGCUUAUCGCACCAUUUAGAAACGCUUACAGCACAGUUUCCUCCUUUAUGCCGACGUUUGGCGGCUCAGCGGUUGGUACGAGGGGCUCAUCAGACCAGGAAGAACAAAAUACACAGAGUGACACCGUUUCUAGUGAUCAGAAACCAACCGGAAGGUUCUUGUUGGGCAAAACUGACGAGGAUGGGGGCAGUAUAUCCACAAGAAAGAUUAUUCUACGUAGGAAAAAGGGUGAGACGGCUGGAAAAGUGGAGGUUGCAACGGAAUUGGUGAUGUACGAGAUAGGACAGGUUGCAUAUGCGCUUUUAUACCAGGAGGAUUCGCCGGUAUUGGCUGAAACCUUGUACUACGAGAAAAUCGGCAAGCUGUUGGACGAUAUAACUGAAAAACUGCUCAAACCUGUUUUGGAAGAGGGAGAAAAGACAACACAGGAACACUCUUUCUUCUACUUGGCGUACAACAAAGAAAACCGCAUCUACAAGGCUUCUCUUCCGUGGAUUCCCGAUACUAAUGAUGUGAAAAAGUACAAAAACAGGCUGGAAACAUUAUCCUCACCAUAUAGUCGAGCAACUUUGGUUGAAUUGCAUGUUAAUGCAAUGAAUUUGCUCCUCAGUGAGAGCCCGCAGCGUAAUAUGAAGCAGAUCGAGCGCUUAAUGAGGAUGGGAGACAACUGGUGGGGUUUGUUGGAAAGAAAUGGCGAGAAUUCGUUGGUUGUGCUGAAAAAUUGCAAGGAUAAGAACCUGACUUCUGUUGAGAGAAGCACACUUUCGGCAUUUGGACCAGAGGUGGCUGACUGGUAUAAAGAGUUCACUUUGUAG